AUGGCUACUAUGGCUUUGCGCCACUCCGCGCUCCAUGUGCUUGCCAUCGGCGUCAGCGUGUACUUAGGUGCCCGUGAGAUCUACUCACACGACUUCUCAAACAGCACAGAUGUCUUCAGGGGCCCUGUUGAAUCUCCUGUCGCUCUUCGCGACACCACUAUCCUUCCCUCCAUUGAAUCGCUUGACGAAUCGACAUCGAUCACAUCCACUCCAUAUGACUCAGAUACUCCAACCUUUACCACAACGGAGUACAUCACGAUCAUCAGAACUCCCGAGCCUGAAGAUCGGGGCUUGUCCACAGUGCGUCCCAUUUACGGAGGCCAGAAUGGUCGUAACCCCUAUGCAAACAACCCUCUGGUUCAAAGUCUGAUGCACACUGUCGCUCCCCUGUUCGGCAAUCCCACCUUCAUGGCUGUGCACGGAGUCCUCGAGUCCAUCUGGUCCCACCCUUUUACUCAAGUUAUCGUCGACGCUUUCAAAUUUGUCCUCGGCUUCUUUUUGUAUCUCUGGAUGCUUCUCCCUGAACCUGUACGUGGUCUUAUGGAGCUAUCGUUUUUCACGUUGUCGUUCUACGCCACAGUAUCACACACUGUCAAUGACUACCUGCGCCGUUGGCUCAAUCCAAACACACCUGACGAUCCUGCGGCUUCUCCUUCUCCCCCUUCCUCUGGUGGACCACCUGGUGGAGGAGGCGGCAAUCCUCCUUCGGACGACUCCAAGCCUGUCGACGCUCCCAACGGCCCUAAACCGCCAACAAACACUGCAUCAGUUGGAACUCAGACUGAUGACAACACUACACCUGCUGGCUCUCAAGCUAAUGACAACACUACAACAUCUGGAACCCAAACUUAUGACAACAAUAGAUCAAUUGGAACCCAGACUAUCGAGACUAGAUCUACUGUCACUGCGAGAGAGCGCAAUUGCCAAAACAACCUCCAGCGUGUACAAAGUGAGCUUGCAGAAGCCAUAUUAAACAUUGAGGCUAAUGAACAAACCAUCGUACGCCAAGAUGGAGCCAUGAAAGACUUGCGAGAAAACCUUACGGACCUACGUCGAAACGUUCAAUUACUCACAUCACGUAACGAAGAGGCUGAGAAGCAAGUUUCGGAUAUGACAGUGGCGGAGAGAAAAAUGAGAGUUGACCUCGCUUUCUAUCAAGUACAAGCUCAAAGGCUUGAAGGCCAAGUCCGUGAAGCCACCAGAACACACUCGAGUGAGAUCAACAGGCUCCAGGCAGAGCGCGAUGCCACUCCUACGGACCUCGGUUACGCGAUUGCGAGCCAUCAGGAGGAAAUCAAGCGCCUCAAUGAAGCACAUGAGGCACAGAUCAACGAGCUAGCGUCAACUCACGAUGCUACUGUCCAGGAACUCAGGUCUGAGGUCGAGAAACUCAAUGACACUCUCCGCAAGGUUGAAGAUCCCGAUCAUGCUGAAGAGAGGCACAGCCGUGAGAUCAAGGAUGCUGUCGACAGAGAGAGGGCCAACGCUAGCAAGGAACUUCAGGAUACAACUACGCAGUAUCAAGAACGUAUCUCUGAUCUGGAGAACCAGUUGGAAGAGGAGCGCAAACAGAGGGAGAGGUCCGCAACCCUGGCUGCUUCUCCCCUUGAGGCUGAGAGCGCAGAGUUGAUCGAUCUCAGAGAGGAGAUCCAACGAUUGGAAUCGCUUCUAGCCAGCAAGGACUCAGAGGAGAGUGCUGCCAAAGAGCAGAAGAAGCUUUCUGAUGAGGCGCAAGAGGGCCAGACAAAGGCUCUCGCAGACUGCAAUGAUAGAGUCAAGGCUCUUGAGAACACAAACACCGAGCUCACGCAGCAAAACAAGACAUUGCUUGAGAAGGAGCGCGAGGCCAGAGACGCUGAGAACAAGGCUAGAAGUGCCGCCGACCAGGCCAGAACAGAGAUCGAGUCCUUGCAUGGACAGGUCGAGUCGCUCAGCGCCUCACUAUCCGCUAGAGACGGCAAUGAUGCUGCCAUUGACGCGGCACAGCGCGCGAAAGACAACGACGAGCAACUGAAUAGACAAAUCCAACAACUUCAACAAGAGCUUAUCAAGGCCAGGGAGUCUGCUGAAAUCGAUACAGAACAGAUUGGAAUUCUCGAGACCGAGUUUGCUAUGAUGCAAGAGGAGCGCGACAACUACAAGCAGAAGACCGAAGCACUGCUAAUUGAAGGCAACGAUCUUUUGGGUAAAUUCAACGACCUUUCGGAUCGAUUCAAGAACCUCUCGCAAACCUACGACCAACUACGCUAUGCCUACGCUCAGCAGGAAGAAGACUACGCUCAACAGGGAAGAAACUCGCUGGCUGAGAUCACCUCCUUGCGUGAAGCAGGCCUUGGAGUCGAGCGCAAGUUGAAACUUUCCGAAGACGCAAACAAUCGUCUGCAACAAACACUUCGCGAGCAGCAUCAGAAGUGCCAGGAGGAGAAAGACAGGCUCCAAAGGCAGUCCCAAGCUCUACUCACGCACGAAAAGGGAAACAACAAUACCCUGCGCGCCCAAAAUUCUGAGUUGCAGGGGCAAAAUCAAGAGCUGCAACAUGAAACCGCAGGCUUGAGAAGCGAGAACGAUAUGCUGCGUAACACGAAUACCAGCCUGAUCCAAACCAACAACGGUCUAGCAGAUCAGGAUCUGAAAGAUGGGUUGACAAACGCACUCCAGGCUCAGGCCCAGAACGGGCAGGUGGACAAUGCCAACCAGGCUCCUCAAUCAGAUGCUUUCACCAACCAAGCUCCUCAGUCUAAUCCUUUCUCCAACCCUCCCCCAAUGUUCCCAUCGCAAGCCGGUACAGCAUCUGGCGGCGCAUCACCUACUACUCGUAACUCCAAACGUGGUUCUGAAGCGUCCGAUACUGCUGAUAAGCAUCCUAACACAAAGCCGAGCAAUGCCCUCGGUCGCAAGAUUGCGCCACAUCGAAGUCGUGCCAACUCCCCUGUCAAGAGAAACGGUGAGUCUGAAGACCCUGCACAAGAUAUACUCGAUUGGUGUAACUGA
Molecule: messenger RNA, 2991 nt
Organism: Aureobasidium namibiae CBS 147.97
Lineage: Eukaryota; Fungi; Ascomycota; Dothideomycetes; Dothideales; Saccotheciaceae
Exons: 1
Coding region: 1-2991 (996 amino acids)
Source: RefSeq, a predicted model, not a curated record